Molecule: messenger RNA, 2201 nt
Organism: Lolium perenne
Lineage: Eukaryota; Viridiplantae; Streptophyta; Magnoliopsida; Poales; Poaceae
Source: RefSeq, a predicted model, not a curated record
UUGCUCCCCGGCUCAAAGCUCAAAGCGACGCCGACUCCCCCUCCUCAACUUUAAAGGCCGCCCCAUCGCUGCAGCAGUUCAUCCCAGCUCUCAAAAUUCCCCACCUUGCUCCACAGUUCUGCACCUCGCCAGCCGCUGGACAUGAAGAAGGCGGCGGCUGUUGCGUCCGUGGCCAAGGCGCAGGCGCACGGCUCCAAUGGAACCACCGGGCGCAGGCCACGGAAGCGGAGCCGCGACGGGGACCUUGCCAGCCACUGUGAUCUCACCACGGAUGAGGAUCUCAUCAGCAAACUUCCGGAUGACAUCCUUGGCACCAUAAUUUCGCUCCUCCCAACCAAGGACGGCGCUCGCACGCAGGCCCUCGCUCGCCGUUGGCGCCCGCUCUGGCGCUCAUCCCCUCUCAACCUCGAGGCCAACUACCGCCUCUGCUCCAGCCAGUUCAAGCGCAUACCCAUUGUCUCCAAGAUCCUCUCUGACCACACUGGCCCUGCCCGCCGCUUCGUCUUUAACUUCAUCCGGCUUCACAAAGACAGAAAAAGGUUUGCUGAAGAAGCUCUUCAGAUCGAGAGCUGGUUCCGUUCUCCAGCCCUCGCAAAACUUCAGAAUCUUUGCAUCAGCUUCCGACUCUUGGAGGAUACACAUGGGGAUAAGAUGCUUUACCCGCUGCCACCAUCGGUGUUCCUCUGCGCACCAACCCUUGUGGUUGCUAGAAUCAGCUUCUGUUAUUUCCCAAAGGAGAUAGUUCCUUCUGGGUGUUUCCCCUUGCUCAAGCAGCUCCAGCUAUGUUGGGUUUCCAUCUCCGAGGAUGUCUUCCAUGGGGUGCUCUCUGCUUGCCAUGUCUUGGAGUCACUAUAUCUAUGGAGCAUUGCUGAUGUGGGCUGCUUCCACAUUAGCUCGCCAACUCUUAGAAGCGUUGGCCUCUGCACUUGUUUUUCGGGCAAAGGAGAGUUGGUUGUUGAGGAUGCCCCUCUCCUUCAAAGGCUGCUACUACCUUAUCCGGGCCAAGGUGGUGAUACUAUCCGGGUAAUUAAGGCACCUAAACUGGAAAUAUUGGGCCUUUUGUCACCCAGCAUCUCUGAAAUCAAGAUUGAAAACCUACUCUUGAAGAGUUUAACCCCAGCCAGCUUCAAGAAUACAGUAAGCACCGUGAAGAUUUUGUCUCUUCAGUUUUCUGUCCCAGAUUUGAAUGCUGUUAUUGAUGUCUUAAGGUGCUUCCCGUGUUUGGAAACGCUCUGCAUCACUUUGCGGGAAUCCUUAAAGAUGCCACUGAAAGAUGGGCGUGAGUAUGACCCACUGGAUCCGGUGAAAUGCCUUGAGACACAUCUCAAAAAAUUAGUGAUGACGGAUUAUAAGGGCGAUGAGCAAGAUAUUGGCUUUGUGAAGUUCUUUGUUUUGAACGCGAAAGUGCUAAGGGAGAUCAGACUUAUAGUCAACAAGGAGAUCAGCAAGGAAUGGUUGGCUGAUCAAUACAGGCUGCUAGAAGCUGAAAGUAGAGCUUCUCAAGACGCACAACUGGAAUUCAUACAAAGUGAUUCUAUGGUUUUGAAUGCUAAUGAUUUGUCAAUUGCUGAUCCCUUCUCCUCCUAUCUUUUCGAUGGAUGCGACUUCGGAUGAAUAAUACCCAGUCGUCUCCAACUCUCCAUUGAGUUCGGUUUAGCCCUAAAUAAUGUAUUGCCUUUUGCUUGUUACGUAGACAAUGUUGGUGCUCCAAGAUUGUGUGAUGUCUUUUGUCAAAUCCUUAAAUUCGAUAUUGCUGCUCUAAUGCCCUUUGUAGUUCCCAGCAGGUUAUCUCAUGCAAACAUUGUUCACUGGGAACUAUUAAACUCACCAAACUCCUACUGCGCUGUCUUUUGUCGAAGUAUGGAUGCUUUCUAGUUUCUUACAGUUUCAGUCAACAAUGCAUUGCUUGUGUCGAAAAGUUUUCUUCUGUUUCAAUCAAUGAUUGAUGUUGAAUACUCUAUAGUUCCUUUUUGAGAUAGAAAUCAUUGGCUCAUUAUCCAGUGGUUGAAUGGUUGAAGACUCAUCUAAAAAAAUGAUAGGGUCUUCCAUAAUAAGAGUAUCCCGUUGCAUGUAAUGUUAGAUAUGAUCUUUGGGUCAUUGCGGGCGCCAAAAGAUUGGGCGAUAUCAUGCUGAGAGAGUAGGCCUUGUAUUUUUAUUAGGACAUUAACAUGUUCUUUCUUGUAAAACUUCUUAAUCAUAGA